AUGUCGGUUGAGGUAACUGUCUGCACUGCGAAAAAUUCAUUGUCUUCUGUUCCAGAAACGACGCUGAAUAGUCUGAAACGUUGCAAUCAGGACAAGGGUGGUUGCGAACAUGUGUGCGAAGAUACUCAGACAGGUGUGAAAUGUUCGUGUUUCGAUGGAUUCCGCGCCAAUGGAUCUUCCUGCACAGACAUAGACGAAUGUGCCGAGGGAUUAGCUGGGUGUGCAGAAAUUUGUCAUAACGACCCUGGUUCUUUUCGCUGUGAAUGUCUUUCUGGCUAUCAAUUGGCCUCCGAUGGUAAAUCGUGUCUUGACGUUAACGAGUGUCUGGUGAAUAACGGCCACGGUCCGUGCCAAGGUACUUGCAUCAAUCUUGAAGGGAGCUACGAGUGUAGUUGUUCCGAUAUUCCGGGUCACAAAUUGGCCUCGGAUAAUCACACCUGCGAGGAUAUCGACGAGUGUUCGACGAACAACGGCGGCUGCUCACAUGUUUGCUUGAACACCCCUGGAAGCGUCUUCUGCCUUUGUCCAGAUGGCUUUUAUUUGACAGACGACUGGAAAACGUGCCAAGACGUGAAUGAAUGCGAAAAUGCAUCAAAAAUUUGCCCGAACAACACCGAUUGCGAGAACACAAUUGGGUCAUUCAAAUGUGUCAAUAAGCCUCAAAAGAUGACAAAGGUUCUUCAAGACGAGGACUACGAUGCUGAAGAUGACGACGAUGGGGACGACGAAUACGACGAAGAAGGUGUCACUGAAAUUCCUGAAUUUGGCAAGUGUGACGAAGGUUUCAAGAAAAAUAACAACGGCGAAUGUGUCGACAUCGAUGAAUGCGUGGAAGGAGACGGAGGCGAGCCCCACGGUUGCCAACAUCAGUGCAUAAAUGAACCAGGCGGUUAUUACUGUGUCUGUUAUUCUGGUUACGAGCUGCACGAAGACGGUGUCUCCUGUAACGACGUUGACGAGUGUAAGCGAACGCCAUCUUGUUCCCACGGUUGCAACAACACGGAAGGCUCGUAUGCGUGCACGUGUCCCUUGGGAUUUAGCUUGAAAGAGGAUAACGUUAGCUGCGUUCCAACGAGAACCUGUCAGACUCUGAUAACACCAUGCUCUCACGAGUGUCAAGAAUCAAAGGACGGACCUGUCUGCGUAUGUCCUACAGGGUAUCAGCUUCUGGAGGAUGAAGCCAGCUGUUCCGAUAUCGACGAGUGUUCUCUACACUUAUGCUCUCACUCCUGCGUGAAUUUGGAGGGCAGUUUUCUCUGCGUCUGCCCCGAAGGUUUGGAAACGCUGGAACACGAUAAAUUUAACUGCACGGACGUUGACGAAUGCUCGAGAGAGCUUCACGGCUGUCAACACGGCUGCACGAACCUUCACGGGAGCUACCUUUGUACAUGUCCACCUGGAUUCGUUUUAAACGAGGAUAAAAGGACAUGUUCGGACGUGGACGAGUGUUCAAACAGUGAGCACCAGUGUGCCCAGGCGUGCGUGAACGUCCCAGGUAGUUACAAGUGUGAGUGCUACGAAGGAUAUGAGCUGUCUGAUGGAUUUACCUGCAAGGAUGUAGACGAAUGUUUUACAAACAAACAUGGAUGUUCUUAUGAAUGCAUUAAUCAAGAUGGAGGAUAUAUCUGCAGGUGUCCUGUAGGUUUCGCGUUAGCAAACGAUACUAAAUCUUGUGAGGAUGUGAACGAGUGUUUGGAUGGCACCCAUCAAUGUUCUCACGAGUGCCUCAAUGUGCAAGGAUCCUACGAGUGUUCGUGUCCUGCUGGAAUGUACAUAGCAAAUGAUAAAAGAUUGUGUCUCACGAUCGACGUAUGCAGCUUUGCAAACUGUUCUCACAUUUGUCAAAAGGAACACGACACCUACAAAUGCGGUUGUCCCGAGGGAUUCAUUUUAGAGGAGGACGAGAAAACGUGCAAAGACUUCGACGAGUGUCUGGAGGACGAACAUGACUGCUCUCACGACUGCGUUAACACACCAGGAAGUUACAAAUGUGUUUGUCCUGAAGGUUUGAAGUUAUUGCAAGAUGGGCUGACCUGUGAGGAUCCCUUAUGUCCUGAAGGACUGCGACAGGACGACACAGGUCAAUGUCAGGACGUAGACGAGUGCGAAGAAGAGAAUCACGAGUGUUCACAUUCGUGCAAUAAUGUUCAUGGUUCCUACCGUUGCUCCUGUCCGGCAGGAUGGACCUUAUCUGAGGAUGCUGUUACGUGUGUAAUCCUUGAUAGUGACCCUUGUUUGAAUUCAUCCUGUUCCCAUUUCUGCGUGGUUGAUGGUUCGAGCCACAAGUGUGAGUGUCCUCCAGGAUACAGAAUCGGCAGGGACAGCGUGACUUGCGAGGACGUUGACGAGUGUCGUGACAAUUCCAGCAAUUGCAGCUUCUCCUGUAAAAAUACGGAAGGAUCGUACAUCUGCGAGUGUCCCGCAGGAUUUAAACUCAAGGGCGACCAAAAUUGCGUCGACAUCGACGAAUGCGUUGAGGGUAACCAUGACUGUCCUUCUGACUGCAUAAAUCUGGAAGGAACAUACACGUGUUCGUGUCCCGUAGGACAUCAAUUUUCGAAAGAUGCUCGUGUCUGUGAGGACAUCGACGAGUGUCAGGAUUUCACUCAUAGACACAACUGUUCCCACGGGUGCGUGAACACUGUAGGUGGGUACAAUUGCAGCUGUCCAACAGGAUGGAAGCUUGAACAGGAUUUAAGGACCUGUCGCAACUGUUCUCACACGUACGAGCAAGACGGAGAGGAGAUUCGUUGUGGUUGUCCCGAAGGAUUUCAACUUGGAAGCGACGAGAGGACUUGCAGUGAUGUGGACGAGUGCGCCGAGGAUCAUUCUUGCAGCCACAUUUGCAUAAACACGGAAGGAUCCUAUUACUGCGAUUGUCCUUCGGGUUUCACUUUAAAAGACGAUCAAACUUGCGAGGACAUCAACGAAUGUCUGCAAAAUAACGGGAGAUGUUCUCACACUUGCCUGAAUAUUAAAGGCAGUUUUAAUUGCACCUGUCCUGAAGGGUAUGAAUUGGACGAUGACGAGGAAACUUGUCAGGACAUCGAUGAAUGCGCCAUGGACCUUCACGAUUGCUCCCAUAACUGCGAGAACGUGGACGGUAGCUAUACCUGUACGUGCCCGGAAGGUUUGGUUCUUGAACAGGACAAUAAGAGCUGUGCUGACGCGAACCAGUGUGGUCAACCACACAAUUGCAGCCACGCGUGUGUGAAGGAACACGGUGGUUACAAAUGCGAGUGUCCCGUCGGUUCGAAAUUAAGCUCCGACGGUCGGACGUGCGAGGAAAUUGAUUUUUGCGACGGUCAACACGGUUGCUCUCACGAGUGCGUCAGCGUCCAGGACAGUUUCCUGUGUCGUUGUCCAACCGGCUAUGUUUUGUCCAGCGACGCCAGGAACUGUCAGGAUAGGAACGAGUGCGAAGAGGUAAACAACUGUUCUCAUUCCUGCGUCAACACGGAGGGUAGCUUCGAGUGUAGUUGUCCAAACGGUUAUCGACUGGGCGAGGAUCGAAGGAGCUGCGAGGACGUCAACGAGUGCAUCCAGGACAACGGCGGUUGCUCUCACUUGUGCGCAAAUACCGAGGGAGGCGUCGAGUGUGCUUGUCCCGAUAAUUACAGGCUACUCGAAGAUGACGGAAAGACGUGUGUAGAGAUAGACGAAUGUUUGAUCGACAAUGGUGGAUGUUCUCAUCUGUGUCACUACGAGAACGGUACAGCGUCCUGCUUCUGUCCGCCGGGAAUGAUUUUGGAAGAUGACAACGCCACCUGUGUCCAGGAGAACAAAUGUUACGUGGAGAACGGAGGAUGUUCCCAUUUCUGUAAUUCAGAGAAUGGACAGGUAUUUUGCUCUUGUCCUCCAGAAAUGAUUCUUCAGGAAAACGGAACCGUGUGUCUAGAACGAAAUAAGUGUCUCCUGGACAACGGCGGAUGUUCCCACGACUGUUUAUACGAGGAUGGUGAGGUUUUCUGCUCUUGUCCGCCCGGAAUGAUCCUCGCGGAUGAUAAACUUCUUUGCAUUCACGAGAACAAGUGCUUCGUCAACAACGGCGGUUGCUCGGACAUAUGCGCCUUCGUUAACGGGUCCAUCAGCUGCGAGUGUCCUUCCGGAUUCCAGCUGUCCCACGAAGAUAAUUCCACCUGCGUUGACAUUGACGAAUGCCUGGAGCUAAAAGACAACUGCACUCACAAAUGCGCGAAUACAGAGGGCGGUUUCGAAUGUACCUGCAACGAAGGAUUCAAAAUAAACUCCAUUGAGCCAGCAUUCUGCGACGACGUCGACGAGUGCGAGGAUUCUAACGGAGGUUGUUCGCACACCUGUCUGAACUUAGUUGGAUCAUUUCGCUGCUCCUGUCCUUCAGGCUAUGCUCUUGAGAACGACACCAAAACUUGCAGACUAACCGAUGGUUGCAAACAGAACAAUGGCAACUGCUCCCAUCACUGUCACCCCGAAGAAGGCACCGAGAAAGCUCAUUGUUCUUGUCCUUUGGGUUUCCGCUUAAAAGAAGAUCAGAAGACCUGCGAGGAUAUCGACGAAUGCGAGGAGUUCGAGAACGAUGUGGACCUUGGCUGCUCGCACAUGUGCGUCAACACUGAAGGCGGUUACUACUGCGAGUGUCCUUCAGGGUAUAUGCUUCUCCCAGAAGAUAAAAAGAAUUGUAUCGACGUGAACGAGUGUCUGAACAGCCAGCACAACUGCAGCUACGACUGUCUGAACCUGUUGGGCAGCUACGUGUGUACCUGCUACGAGGGACACUAUCUGCACUCGGACAAGUCCAGCUGUUUGGACAUCGACGAAUGUCUCGAGAGGAAUGGCGACUGUUCGCACGAGUGUACAAACACUAUCGGCGGUUACUUCUGCUCUUGUCCUUCAGGAUACGAACUCUCGCAGGAUGAGAGGACCUGCGUCGACGUAGACGAGUGCGAAACGGGUGUAGCCGAGUGCUUUCAUGUAUGUACCAACACGCCUGGAUCUUGGAAAUGCAGCUGCCCAGAUGGCCACGUGCUAGCAAAUGAUUCCAAGAGUUGCGUCGACGUCGAUGAAUGCAAAAUGAACAAUGGCGGCUGCUCUCAUGCCUGCUUCAACGUCGCUGGCGGCGUCAGGUGCAGUUGUCCGGUUGGUCUGCAUUUGGACGAGGACGGCAAGACUUGUGUCGACGUAGACGAGUGUCUGAUGGAAAAUGGCGGCUGCUCGGACGUCUGCGUAAACUUGGAAGGCAGCUUUGUCUGCCGUUGCUCCACUGGUUUUCACUUAGAGCUGGAUUCAAAAACUUGUCGAGACGUUGACGAGUGUGAAAUGGAGAAUGGAGGAUGCAGCGAUGCGUGUGUCAAUGUUGAAGGUAGUUACCGCUGCGAAUGUCCGGACGGCUUUAAAUUGGAGGAUCAGAAGACCUGCACGGAUGUGAACGAGUGCGAGGAUAAUAAUGGUGGCUGCUCUCAUGUCUGCAUCAACGAAUUGGGGUCUUAUCAGUGCGACUGCCCGACGGGCCACGAGUUAAGAAACAAAUCCUGCCAUCUUCUGGAUCCUUGUGCUGACAACAAUGGAGGAUGUGAACAGAUUUGUAAUGUGGACGAUGGACUGGUCGUUUGUACAUGCAAGGAAGGUUACAUUCAUGAUAAAACUGAUCGAUCGAAGUGUAAAGAUGUGGACGAAUGUGCUGGGCAACAUGGCUGCGAUCAACUGUGUGUGAACACUAUUGGGUCCUUCGAGUGCGAGUGCAAAGAAGGCUUCGAAAUGCGGAAUUCUACUUGCGUCGAUAUCGACGAGUGCUCGAGUAAGCCAUGCAAGAAGACCAAAUGCAUCAAUACUUACGGUAGCUAUCGUUGCGAGUGCGACGCAGGAUAUCGAUUGGACAGCGACAAUUGUGUAGACAUCGACGAAUGCAAUGAGGAUGCGCCUUGCAAAGAGAGAUGCAUCAACACGCCUGGCUCUUAUCGAUGCACUUGCUCGCCAGGAUUUAGAUCGCGUGGAAAUGAUUGCGUAGAUAUAAACGAAUGUGAGUGGAACAACGGCAGAUGCGAGCAAGAUUGUAUCAAUACACUAGGUUCGUACGUGUGUGCUUGUCGUCCUGGCUACAUCUCGAGUCAAAGAAACAGAAGCCAGUGCCAAGACAUAAACGAGUGCUUGAAUCGUAACGGUGGCUGCAACGGUGAAUGCGUUAACACUGCCGGAAGUUACUACUGUACGUGCAGCGGUGAUUCGUUGUUGGCUUCCGACGAGAGAACUUGCAUUUCAACGGAAUUGAGAUGCCGUGCCAUGGAACCACCACUCCACGCCGAAAUCAGAUGUCCCGGUCAUUCUUCCGGUGCAGUGGAUUAUCCCGUUGGAGCCAGAUGUCAUAUACGAUGUCGAAGGGGUUUCAGGCUAGAAGGACCCCACACGAGGUACUGCAUGGCCGGCGACCGUUGGAACGGGAACGAACCGACUUGUAUUCAAGAAUCGAUCGUGACCGAUUCCCGUUACCAUUCAGACAUGCCACGACCGUUCGUGAGGUGUCCGAGGGACAUGGACGUGGAACUACCCGCAAGGCAGAACACGAUACGCGUCUCGUUUCCGCAGCCUAAAUCCAACAUGAAUUGGUGGAGGUAUGUGGAUGCUUCCCCGCCAUGGGCCAAGCAAUUACAAGCGGAUUUACCAGCUGGUACAACGGUUGUCACCUUUACAGCUUGGUCGCCUGUAUCGAAUUACACCAGCACGUGUAGGAUAGUGAUACGUGUUCGAGGUGAGUAG
Messenger RNA from Megachile rotundata (alfalfa leafcutting bee), 6729 nucleotides. RefSeq lists its product as uncharacterized. NCBI's taxonomy places the organism in Eukaryota, Metazoa, Arthropoda, Insecta, Hymenoptera, Megachilidae. The record is from RefSeq and is a predicted model, not a curated record. Gene Ontology annotation, molecular function: calcium ion binding.